AUGUCACAUAACAUUAAAAUUGUCGAUGACAACUCUAUUACUCCUGCAAAAGCCCGUUGGAAAUUACUUUCCUCCGUAAUUUCUUCUCUUAAUUCGGAUUCUUUAGUGACUCUCAACAAAUUCUCUAAAAGGAAUCAUCAGGGAUUUAACCUGUUUCCGAAAAUAAAACUUGAUCAAUCUCCUUUAGCGUUAGAUGAUGUUAAUAAUAAAGUUAUUGAUGUUACUUUGAUGAAAACCUUGACAAAUUCCGAAAUUUGCAUUGAUAAAGAUAAGCAUACUCAAAAGGACCAUUAUGAAUGGCAUUCUUAUGAUUUAGGUGAUAAUGAUUAUAUAAACAUUAGAAUAAAAAUUCCUUAUUAUUGUGAUAUGAAGAAUAGUCUUUAUUCUAAAUAUUCGGGGUUUUUAUCUACUGGUAAUAUCUGCGUUUGGCCUGCUGAAGAAGUUUUGGCCUAUUAUUCUUUAAAUAAUUCUCAUCUUUUUAGAAACAAAACUGUCUGUGAAAUAGGUGGCGGUAUGUGUGCAUUAGCUGGUUUGUUCGUUGCUACAAAAUGUCAGCCAUCAAGUGUUACCUUAACAGAUGCAAAUUUGUGUACCAUGCAAAUGAUUUGGGACCGUAAUAUCCAUUAUGAUAAAACAUACGAUGUUGUUUUAUGUGCAGAUUGUACCUUUGAUAAACAAAUUCAUUUGCAUUUGUUACAUGUUAUACGCUCUAUCUUAAAAAAACCAUCGAAAAAUAAUCCGUACAAAAGUUUAUUUCUUCUCUGUGCACCACAACGAGGUGGUAGCUUACAAGAAUUUAUCUCUUUAUUAGAAACUCAAGGCGAUUUUCACGUUAAAUUGUUAGAAAGAUAUGAUGACUUUGUGUGGAAAGUUCAUCAACAAAGUAUAACUGAAAAUCCUGUGCAUUAUAUUCCUGAUACUCAUUAUCCUUUAAUUGUGCAAGCAUCUUGGCGAGUAUAA
Messenger RNA from Cetraspora pellucida, 960 nucleotides. The record is from the annotation of a GenBank genome assembly. NCBI's taxonomy places the organism in Eukaryota, Fungi, Glomeromycota, Glomeromycetes, Diversisporales, Gigasporaceae.